AUCGUAUUGCCUCUCCAUCUCCACAACAAAAAUGAAGGAAAACCAGCAUCUAGUCCAUCAUGAUGCCACCACCAAAACCCGCCAUGGCCAACCAUCUACAUCACCUACAAGUAUUGUCUUCAAUGCUCAACCCUUUGGCGGCGGGCCAGGUGCCACUCUCACAGCCGUCAUGCCAUAUUUACGAAGCCGACUCAAGUCCCUCGGCCCCAUAGCUCUGCAUUAUGUUGGAUCAAGUCUUACAAUGGACUUCCAGAAACUCACAGAGACCAAGUGGGAUGGAAUACAUAAUGUUGACCUAUACACAAAUCCGGAGAUUGGAAAAAGAAAGCUCGUUUCUCUCUUGCAACACUUGAAGCCACAGCUCGUUGUGACAGCAAUGGAUGAACUUGUUGCUGCUGCGGCUCAGGCGGCUGGAAUUCCUGUAGUCAUCAUCGACCUGCUGCUAUGGUUCUGGCCUAGUAUUUCUCCCAAUUGGCGACAAGCCGAGCUGGUGAUUGCUGCAGAAUUCUAUGGUGUUCAGGAGCGUAUAAUCAGCGAGAAUUUGAACAACGUUGCAACUGUCCCACCACUUGGACCACCGGCGAGAACUACUCAAGAUCCCUCUGCGGAUGUUCUUCUCAACUUUGGAGGCAUGAUCAACCCUCUUAUGCCAAAACAAGAGUACAUCGCCUACUCACAUCUUAUAUACAGUGCUGCUCGGCGCGCUAUUGAACUGCGCAACGCCGCGCUCCCAGAGUCUCAACAUGCCAAGUUGAUAGUGUUGGUAGCCAGCUUUGACGUGGCGCAAGGCAUCGACCCCAAAGAUCCAGAAGCAGCUCGCAUGGUCUUACCAGACGAGGCUCUCAAGCUUAUGGCCUCAUCAGAAUUGACAUUCUGCACCGCAGGACUCGGCAAUCUGUAUGCAGCCGGGGCUGUUGCCAAUGCGGUUCUGCUGCUGCCACCUUUACACGAAGGCCACGCUAUACAGACACACCUGAUUCAGAAAGCCGGAGUUCCUGUGGACGCCAUAGAGUGGCAUGAACUAACAGGCCGAGCGCCUAUCGACUACUACCGCGACUCGCUGCAAGUCAUGGACAAUGUCAGCAAAGCGCAGAGCGAAGUUAUCGACAGUCCUCAAGCACAGACGGCCUUGGUUGGUCGGAUGCUGGCGGCCAUGUUGCGUUCAGCUUCAGCAGGGGUUUCGGCUGAGGACCCGCCUCUGCGGACGCUCAUCAAGGAGUUUGGACAGGAUAACGGCGAUGCCAUGGCUGUUCAGAUUAUGGACGUGUUGGAAAAAGUACGAUGAAUCGAGGUGGG
Trichoderma asperellum CBS 433.97 is the source of this 1296-nucleotide messenger RNA. RefSeq lists its product as uncharacterized. The record is from RefSeq and is a predicted model, not a curated record. Lineage: Eukaryota; Fungi; Ascomycota; Sordariomycetes; Hypocreales; Hypocreaceae.